Drosophila ananassae is the source of this 2695-nucleotide messenger RNA. RefSeq names its product sialin. Bases 550 to 2055 code for a protein of 501 amino acids. NCBI's taxonomy places the organism in Eukaryota, Metazoa, Arthropoda, Insecta, Diptera, Drosophilidae. Gene Ontology annotation, biological process: monoatomic anion transport; transmembrane transport. Gene Ontology annotation, cellular component: plasma membrane. The record is from RefSeq and is a predicted model, not a curated record. The transcript is spliced from 7 exons. Gene Ontology annotation, molecular function: transmembrane transporter activity.
CAUUUUCAAUUGAGUUUCAACGCUCCGAGCGAGCACAACAUCAGCAGCAGCAGCAGCAACACCAGUCACAGCAACAUAAAGUAGCAACACCGAUUUCGAAUCUUUUCGACCAAAACUCUAGAAUCGCCUGCGCCUGCGCCAGGAGUAGUUUUUUUGGUCAAAAAUAAUCAACAGCUGUCCGUCCAAAAUAGUCGGAAACAGUUCUUGUCCGGGAGUGUUUUUGUGUCUUGUUUCAAUAAAUAAACUCUCUCAGCUUGUGCGAUCCGUCGGUACAAAAAGUAUCUUUAGCUGUAUCUGUAUCUGUAUCUGCAUCUGUGCCUGAAGUAUCUCUGUUUGUUAAACUCUACAACGCACGUGUGCGGUCUUUUGCGGUCGCCGUUCGGUUGGGUGUGUUUCGUUUUAUGCAAAUUACUGUCAAUACAAUUACACAGUUACAGAUUGUUAAUUGGUUUGUGCUGAACAAAUUAUAUAAUUUGCCAUUAACAACUAACAGUCGUUAGUUGUUGCUGCUGCGGUUAGUGUCGAUUGCAAGAGCUUCAGGGAGGCGUCAUGUCCAACACGGAGAAAGGAGGCCUGCACAGAGUGCGAAACUUCCUGUCAUGUCGCCAAGUGCUCAGCCUGCUGACCAUGCUCGGCUUCAUGCUGAACUACGCCCUGCGAGUCAACCUGACCAUCGCCAUCGUGGACAUGGUGGUGAAGAAUGAGACUGAUACCAAGAACGUCACUCUGACGGGGAACCUGACACUGCCACUGGCCACCAACUCCUCCAGCAACUCUUCCUCCCUGUCCACGGACGGAGUGGAAGUGGUCGAGGAGCGUUUCCCGUGGGACUCGUACCAGAGGAACUUUGUGCUGGGUUGCUUCUUCUGGGGCUACAUCCUUACCGAACUGCCGGGCGGUCGUCUGGCGGAGCUGAUCGGCGGACGACGCGUCUUCGGACAUUCCAUGCUCUGGGCCAGUCUGCUCACCCUGAUCACGCCGCUGGCGGCUCACAUCAACUACGUGGUGCUGAUUGUGGUCCGAGUGGUGCUCGGCUUCAUGCUGGGCGCCUCCUGGCCGGCCAUUCAUCCGGUGGCUGCUGUCUGGAUUCCGCCCAUGGAGCGCUCCAAGUUCAUGUCUAAUAUGAUGGCUUCCUCGUUGGGUGCUGCCAUUACCAUGCCCAUCUGCGGCUACCUCAUCUCCGUUGCUGGCUGGGCCAGUGUCUUCUACUUGACGGGAGCCGUGGGUCUACUCUGGUCCCUGGCCUGGUUCACCUUCGUCUACGAGACCCCCGCCACCCAUCCGCGCAUCACUGCCGAGGAGAGGCGAGAGAUCGAGGAGGCCAUCGGCACCUCCACCUCCAAGAAGCGUCCCAGUCACGUGCCCUGGGGCCAGCUGCUCUGCUCCCCGGCUGUCUGGGCCAUCAUCAUCUGCCACGGACUGGCUGUUUUCGGAUUCUUCACGGUGGUCAAUCAGCUGCCGACUUUCAUGUCGGAGAUUCUGCACUUUGACAUCAAGCAGAACGGUGUCUUCUCGUCGCUGCCUUAUCUGGGCAAGUACGUGAUGGCCGUGGCCUCGUCCUACCUGGCCGAUUACCUGCGCCAGAAGGGUACUCUGAGUACGACGGCCACCAGGAAGCUGUUCACAACUUUCGCUUUGGUCACUCCUGGUCUGCUGAUGGUUCUUCAGGUCUUCCUGGGCUAUGAUUCCACCUGGUCCGUGACCAUCUUCUCCCUGGCCCUCUUCGCUCACGGAGCUGUCACCGCCGGUUACCUGGGCAAUGGCUUGGAUAUUGCCCCCAACUUUGGUGGAACCAUUUUCGGUCUGGCCAAUACUCUAUCCUCUUUCGGUGGAUUCCUCUCCACGUGGAUGGUGGGCGCUCUCACCUACGAUGAUAAAUCCUUCCAUCAAUGGCAAAUUGUCUUCUGGAUUCUGGCUGCCACAUACAUCGGUGGAGCUGUGGUGUUCGCCAUCCUGGGCUCCGGCGAACUACAGCCCUGGAACAAUCCCCCAGAGCGCAAGAAGAUCAGCGAUGUCACCCAAGAGGAGGGUGUGCCUCUCAAGAACGGAAAGUAAAGUUCUUAAUGAGGAGAUCACACAAGUUAUGGUACUUGAUACUGCACAUUUGAGAUUGAAGAGGUUUUCAGCUUUUCCACCGGAGAAAAAACAUGAAUGAAAGACAUUAUUUUUAUGGAUUCUGAAAGGUUUCUUUGCAUAAAACAUACAAAAAUUAUCAUCCACAUAAGAAGGAGAAAAAGUGAGAAGAAAAACACCCAAAAACACUGUACACCGAUGCACAUGUCUGCUUUAUGGAAAUUGACUAUAUUUAUAAGUAAUAUUUACUUUAGAGCUCCUAUGUCUAAAUCUGUAACUGUAUACAUACUUUAUCUAUAUAUAUAUGUAGCUUAAUCGAUUUAUAGUAUUCUGUAUGUCCACUGCGCCCGCCAACCAGAUCUCUGAGGAAUACUUUCUAGUAUCGACAGGCGAUCUGAGGGCGGGCACUGUAUGUUUUGUUUAAUUUAUAAAGUAGCCAUAAACUUGUCUAGUUUACAAUUAGAUGAACAAAAUAUUUAUGCAAGUAGCAAAAUACAUACAGAUAUGCUGAUAGUGUAGCUAAGUUCAUUUAACCAUGUAACGUUGUACUAUACUUGACUAUUUAUGUAAUUAAUUUAAACACUUUAUAAGUUCACAAUAAACGAUAACUCAGAGAAAAAGA